This is a messenger RNA of Brachypodium distachyon (stiff brome), 733 nucleotides long. RefSeq lists its product as uncharacterized. The transcript is spliced from 3 exons. The coding region runs from base 202 to 489 and encodes 95 amino acids. NCBI's taxonomy places the organism in Eukaryota, Viridiplantae, Streptophyta, Magnoliopsida, Poales, Poaceae. The record is from RefSeq and is a predicted model, not a curated record.
CCUCCAAGAAAGAAACGAGCAUCCUCUUUCUCAAAAAAAGAAAAAGAAACGACCGGACCCUCUUCCCCCUUUUCUCCAGGAAAGGAAACUCUCGGCUGCUGCCUGCUGGCCGAUCCCUUGAAAUUUCCAUCUCCUCUUCCUCGUCGGUCUGAGCCAGGCGCCCUCUCCCCCGGAAUCCUUGCAGCUUGUCCAAGUAUAGAGAUGGAUUCAAGCAAUACGCAGCCUGAAGGUUCACGCCCAUCUGUUACCAAAAACCCUGCCAUGUCGUCGUGCAGGAAGAAGAAAACCGAUGAUGCUACCUUCCUCGAAGAUGUCAAAGACCACAUCGACGAGUUCAUCAAUGCCUCCAUGGAUGAGCACAAGACCUGCUUCAAGAAGACCAUUCAGAAGAUGUUUGGGAUGUCAAAGAUUGUUGCGGAUCGGUCCGCUGCGGCAAAGGAAGCUGAAGUGGAAAGUGUGUUGCCUCUUCAGACCAGUGUGUCAAGGUAGAAGAAUGGUUGAUGGUGGCAGCUUGUUGCUUCCUGGACUUGGUUCUUGUAUCUGGAAUCUAGCUAGUGUUUUCACCACUAAAUUUCGUGUAACAGGUGAGUAAUACUAAUACAGUAGUACAAUCAUCUAAAAAUGAAAAUAAAGUACUCCGUGGAUUGUGAGACUUGAAUACUGCCAGGUUUAGCUCCAUUGUAGGGGUUGUCUCGCUUUAAAUAUAUAUCAAGGCCCAACCUAGUUGCUGCAA